AUGGUAAUUGAUCUAGGGGAUGACCAAUGUAUAAAACUACAUUCAAAAGAAAUAUACGCUAGUUUCAAUAAUGGUGAUGAUGAUUGUAAGGAUGCUCAUUUUCACACAUAUGUGAUGUCUCUUCUAAAAACAGUGGAAUGGAAGAACGAUGUUUCUAACGAUAUCCUUAAGGCCUUAUGUUAUGUAUAUAAUACAAAUAAUGAAGGGAACUUUAAUAAUGAUGAUUGUGAUUACCUGUACUAUUGGUUAAAUGAUAUAAUAUAUGCUAAUAUCAUAUAUCAGAUAAAUUCUACAGCUGUUAUAGAAGUACUUGAAUUUUUACUGAAAGCUAAAGAUGGCUUGAAUAUAUGUUAUAAUAAUAAAUAUAAUGUUGAUCAAGAAAAUUUUAGGGAUAUUAAGGUAAUACAUGAUUUUUCAAAAGAUUAUGAUAAGCUUAAAGAAUAUUUUAGUAACGAUCAUAGGUUUUGUAAUAACGAUGUUAAGAUAUAUCUUAAUGAGUAUAUCAGAAAAUAUAACGAAUUCAAACAUAUCUGUAAUCAAUUAAAAAGUAAACAAGAGACUUGUAAGGCUUUUAAUAAUUAUUUUAAAGGUAAGACUCAAGAAGACUUAUUUGAAUGGCAAUUAAGAUUAGAAGGAAGAAGUCAUAAUUAUACAACACAAAAUGAACGACAUAUAAGAUUAGAACGACGAAAAGAUCAAGGAGAAAACACAGUACAGACACAUGCAGUUGUAUAUACAGAUAAUAACGGAAAAAAUGCACAUGAAGAUGUAAAUCAACAAACAUAUAUGAAUACACAUAUACAUGAUUUAAAACAUGAACAAUCGUUAGAUUUUUCUUUCAAAAAGAAAACUCCAGAAUUGAGUGCUAUUAUUGAUAUUUCAGAUAGUUCUUCAGGUUCAACCUCAAAAAGUAUGUUAAUUCCUUCUUUAGGUAUAGGAAUUUCCAUUUUUUCCAUUAUAUUGUGCAAAUUUACUCCAGUUGGGUAUUGGAUAAAAAAAAUAUUACUUGGAAAAUCUAA
Plasmodium gonderi is the source of this 1019-nucleotide messenger RNA. RefSeq names its product variable surface protein. The transcript has 3 exons. The annotation marks the transcript as partial. The record is from RefSeq and is a predicted model, not a curated record. NCBI's taxonomy places the organism in Eukaryota, Apicomplexa, Aconoidasida, Haemosporida, Plasmodiidae.